This is a messenger RNA of Tachyglossus aculeatus (Australian echidna), 2964 nucleotides long. RefSeq names its product connector enhancer of kinase suppressor of Ras 1 (gene CNKSR1). The transcript has 20 exons. Bases 16 to 2427 code for a protein of 803 amino acids. NCBI's taxonomy places the organism in Eukaryota, Metazoa, Chordata, Mammalia, Monotremata, Tachyglossidae. Gene Ontology annotation, molecular function: protein binding. The record is from RefSeq and is a predicted model, not a curated record.
AACCCGGAGGGCGGCAUGGAGGCGGUGUCCGGCUGGACCCCCAGCACGGUGGCCAAGUGGCUGAGAGGGCUGGACGAGUCCGUGCAGGGCUACCCCUUUGAGCAGUGGCCGCUGACGGGCCAGACCCUGCUGCAGCUGACCUACCGUGACCUGGAGACCCUUGGCGUGCAUCGAGUCGGCCACCAGGAACUCAUCCUGGAAGGGGUGGAGCAUCUCUAUGCACUGAGCUCUAGUCUGGAGACGGAGAACCUGAAGAGUCUGGCCACACACCUGCGGGAGGUCACCCACGCCCUCCAGGGCCUGGUUCAGAGUUCCGGUGAGGGCAGCGUGGGCAUGCUCCCGCCUGCCAUUCUCUCCUGUGUUGUCGAGCUGGUGCAGUCUGCGUGGGAGCUCUUCUCUUGGCUCAAAAGGUAUCUCUUUUCUCAGCUCAACGACUACUCGGCCUGCCAGGAGAUAGUGGGGUUGUGUGCCCAGCUGGAACAGACUUUGCAAGAGGACUCUCCAGAGGCCGAGAAGGAAAGUCGUAUCCUGACGAUUGGUCUCCACGGCGCGGGCAUCGAGAUCCACAGCACCAGCGGCGGCCGACAUUUCGUGUCUGGGACCGGCCCUGAGUUUCUGGUUGGAGACCACUGGUCGCAGCUCCUGCCUGGUGACGAGAUCAUCCAGGUCAAUGGGCAGGUGGUGGUGGGCUGGACCCAAUCAAACCUGAAGUGGAAACUGCUGGAGGACCCGGCCCACGCCCAUCUGCUCCUGAAGAACGUCCCAGUGCCAGGCCCGGAGACGCCUGCCUGCUGCCUUUCGCCCGGACCGUCUUCCCGCUCUCCUUCACCCGGCCCUGAACCGCUAGCCCGCUCCCCUUCACCCGGCCCCGAGCCGCUUGCCCGCUCCCCUUCACCCGGCUCCGUGCUCUCUGCCCGCUCCCCUUCACCCGGCCCUGGGCCCCCUGCCCUCUCCCCUUCACCCGAGCCGCCCACCCACUCCCUUUCACCCGGCUCUGAGUCACCUGCCCGCUCCCCUUCUCCCAAACCACCCCUCUGCUCCCAUUCACCCAGCUGUGAGCCACCUGCCCGCUCUCCUUCUCUCAGCCCCAGGUCCCCUGCCCUCUCCCUGUCGCCCGGCCCUGAGCCACCUGCCUCUUCACCUGACCCUGAGCUUCCUGCCCUCCCUGCUUCUCCUCUCCCCUGGCCCCCUUCCUGCUCGCCUUCUCCUGAGCUGAUUGCCCGCUCCCCUUCGCCCGACCCCGGGCCUCCCAGCUGCUCCCUUUCACCUGGUCCUGGGACACAGACUGCCGUCAGCCCCCCAGCCUCGCCGACGCCGAGAGUCUUCAUCUUCGACCAGUGUCCAUCACCAGAAGAUCCCAUCUUCUCUGGGGCAGACCCCAGCCCGCCUCCAGAACCGGGUGCCUGGCUCUUUGACACGGGAGUCUACCGUCCUGACCCAGAGGCCAAGACUCCAGCCUCAAGUCGGAGGAAACCCAAAGGGGUGGCGACGCGGCUGAGCCGCCGGCGGGUCUCCUGCCGGGACCUGGGCCGGGCCGACUGUGACGGGUGGCUGCUGCGGAAGAAAGACCAUGCGGGCUUCAUGGCGCAGAAGUGGCGACGCUGCUGGGUGGUGUUGAAGGGGCACACUCUCUACUGGUACAGCCACCCGCAGGAUGAGAAGGCCGAGGGCCUCAUCAACGUCUCCAACUACAGCCUAGAGAGCAGGCAGGAGCAGAAAAAGAAAUAUGUGUUCCAGCUCACCCACGAGGUGUACAAACCGUUCGUCUUUGCCGCCGACACCCUGGAUGACCUGAGCAUGUGGGUCAGCCACUUGGUCACCUCUAUCUCCAAGUAUCAGGCACCCAACCGGGCGGCCCCCCAGAACGAGGAAGACUGUUACAGCGAGACGGAGGCCGAGGACCCGGAUGAGGAGAUCAGGUCCAGCGCGGAUUCUCCCUCCUCGGGGCGAGCCCGGCACCUCCCCAGGGACGACAGCCCCCCUGCACUCAGGACCCCGCAGGGCAGCCCAGGGCCCGGCCACAGGAGACGGGGCAGCCCGGGGUCUUCCCGGACUUGGUCCGUCGAUAGCAGCGACGGGGCCAUGGCGGCGCUGGUGCAGGGCCUACGGCAGGGCGGGGUCUCGCUGAUCGGGCAGCCGCAGCCGGUGACCCACGAGCAGUACCGCAGCUCCUUCGUCCGACGAAACCGCGACCCCCACGUCAACGAGCGCGUCCACCACGUGCGGGCCCUGCAGAGCACCCUCAAGGCCAAGCUGUGUGAGCUACAGGUCCUAGACCAGGUCCUGCAGGACCCCGCCCUGACCGGGGAGAAGUUUCGCCGCUGGAAACUGCAGCACCAGGAACUGUACGCCGAGGGGCCCGGGGGCUGGGUCCCCGCCGGACCAGAAGCCGGGAGCCCGAGCAACCCCUCUCCCGCCGCCCCGUGACCGCCGGGGGCCCGGCCGGUAGUGCUGAUCCGCGGCCCCCGCCGAGGGCAGCCGGGCCCUGUGGCAUUGGACGUUCUUGGUCCUCGGGGUGGCCCGCGGUCCUCGGUGGUCGGGGUGACCUUCGUAGGGGCAGGAGGGCCAUCCUUCAGGAGCAGGAGGUCCAGAUGAUCUCGGCUUCCCUCCUCCGCCUCCCUCAGAGGCCGGGGCUGGGGGCAGGCCUGCCGGGGUGAACUGGACCAGCCCGCCCCCGCCCCGCUGCCCACUGCCUGCAGUCAGGGGGUGGCCCGGGCUUGCCAGGAUCGCUCGGGAAGCUUCCCCCUCCUCCCCUCUAAUAAUAAUUUGGGUACUUGUUACACGCUUACUUCCCCCAUGGCCCCUUCUCCCCAGCCCCACCCUGGGCACCCCUGUCUGGCCCUGGGCUUGACUCUGUCCCGCCUCCCUUCCCGUGGGGACCGGAAAGCAGGUCAGGGUCAACUGUGUCUCCCGGGAUUAUUGCUGCAGUGACGGUAGGGGGUUAGAGGGGGUCUUGGACCCCAA